This is a messenger RNA of Botrytis cinerea B05.10, 1014 nucleotides long. RefSeq lists its product as hypothetical. The transcript has 5 exons. The record is from RefSeq and is a predicted model, not a curated record. Gene Ontology annotation, molecular function: structural constituent of ribosome. Gene Ontology annotation, cellular component: ribosome; cytosol. Gene Ontology annotation, biological process: translation. NCBI's taxonomy places the organism in Eukaryota, Fungi, Ascomycota, Leotiomycetes, Helotiales, Sclerotiniaceae. Bases 86 to 856 code for a protein of 256 amino acids.
GAAGACCUCUUCUUGAUUUCACCAGACCACCAACGCCCACUCAACAAUUCAAUCUCAGUCGGCGAAAAGGUAACUAAUCGCAAUCAUGGCUGUCGGAAAGAAUAAGCGUCUCUCUAAGGGCAAGAAGGGUUUGAAGAAGAAGACCUUGGAUCCCUUCACCCGUAAAGAUUGGUACCAAAUCAAGGCACCAUCUUCAUUCCAAAUCAGAGAUGUCGGAAAGACCCUUGUCAACAGAACCACCGGUCUCAAGAACGCCAACGACUCAUUGAAGGGAAGAAUCGUCGAGGUUUCUUUGGCCGAUUUGCAAAAGGAUGAGGACCACGCUUUCCGCAAGGUUAAGCUCCGUGUCGAUGAGGUUCAAGGAAAGAACUGCUUGACCAACUUCCACGGUCUCGACUUCACAUCAGACAAGCUCAGAUCUCUUGUCCGCAAGUGGCAAUCCUUGAUCGAGGCCAACAUCACCGUCAAGACCACCGACGACUACCUCCUCCGCCUCUUCGCUAUUGCAUUCACCAAGCGCAGACCUAACCAGAUCAAGAAGACCACAUACGCUGCUUCUUCCCAGAUCAGAGCCAUCCGCAAGAAGAUGACCGAGAUCAUUCAACGUGAGGCCAGCACUUGCACUCUCACUCAACUCACCGCCAAGCUCAUCCCAGAGGUUAUCGGUCGUGAGAUUGAGAAGGCAACCCAAGGCAUCUACCCAUUACAAAACGUUCACAUCAGAAAAGUCAAGCUUUUGAAGGCACCCAAGUUCGACCUUGGUGCUCUUCUUAACCUCCACGGCGAGUCAAACACAGAUGAGCAGGGUCAAAAGGUUGAGAGGGAAUUCAAGGAGAAGGUGUUGGAGGAAGUAUAAAUCAAGGAUGAUGAUGUUAUGUGGUUUGGGUUUGAUGGUGCAUGAUAUGUAGUCAAGUCUGGGCUUUGGGCAAUAUAGGCGUGACUUUGCAUCACAUAUAGCCUUGGGCUAUCAUUCAAUUCCAAAAAUGUCAAAAAAAUGCAAAAAUACAGUGUCCA